AUGUCAGCCAAACGGAAUAACAAUUUUAAAGGUUCUACCUCUGCCCGUUUCGUCAAGAACUCAAAACCCCACACCAUACGAAGCAACUUCGCCAACAGAAGUGGCGCCCAAGAAGCAGAUCCCUAUGUGGCUAAUAAUCCCAUGCUAAACGAUUCUCUACAAAAGAGAGAACUCGUCGACAGAAUAGAUCGCCUAGAUUCUUUAAUGGGUUUCGAUCGGCUACAACACGGUGAGCAGGAUGGCAACAAGCCCAGAAAGGGUUGGCUCAUCAACAUGCAUUCCACUACCAUACCGAGUGAUGACUAUCUUGCUGGUUAUUCUGGUGUAGACUACUACUUCUUGGACCAGGAAGGUGGUUCAUUCAAAGUGACGUAUCAAUUCGACCCUUACUUCUUCUUGUCAGUGAGAGUGGGCAGUGAGUCGGAGGUGGAAGAGAUGCUCAAGCGGUUCUUGGAAACGUCCAAUUUGAAGACAGUCGGAAGACUUUACAAAGAAGAUUUGGCUUUACCCAACCACUUGGUUGGACUUAAAAAGUGCUUAUUGAAAUUAACUUUUCACAACGUCACGGAUUUGUUGACGGCCAGAAGAUUAUUGGCACCAAUAAUCAAAGACAACCUCAUGAAGAAAGAUUCGAGGGAUAUUUAUCAUGGAAUGAACUUGGCCAAUGCCAAUUAUAACGAGUUUUCUUCGUCAAAGGAUGGCAAGGAUCAGGCCAAUGAUCCCUUGAUCCUCUUGGAAGAUAUUAGAGAAUAUGACGUUCCUUACCAUGUUAGAGUAUCCAUCGAUAAAGAUCUUCGAGUUGGUAAAUGGUACAAUGUGUGGGUGAAACACUCUAUUGUAACUUUCGAAGAAGACAAAGAAACCAUUGCAUUUCCAGAUCCAGUCAUCUUAGCAUUUGAUAUAGAAACCACCAAAGCUCCUUUGAAGUUUCCAGACUCCAGAAUUGAUCAAGUAAUGAUGAUCUCAUAUAUGAUUGACGGAGAAGGUUUUUUAAUUACCAACCGAGAAAUCAUCUCGGAAGACAUCGAAGAUUUCGAAUAUACUCCUAAACCAGAGUAUCCUGGUGUUUUCACUAUUUUCAAUGAACCUGAUGAAAAACUGCUCUUAUUAAGGUUCUUUGAGCAUAUUAGAGAUGCUAGACCAACAGUUAUAGCUACCUUCAACGGAGAUUUUUUCGAUUGGCCAUUUGUUGAAACCAGGUCAAGGUUUCAUGAUUUGGACAUGUUUGAUGAAAUUGGGUUCGCUAAGGACAACGAUGGAGAAUACAAAUCCAAAUACUGUGUGCAUAUGGAUUGUUAUCGAUGGGUGAAGAGAGAUUCUUACUUACCCCAAGGUUCGCAGGGUUUAAAAGCGGUUACCACUGCAAAACUUGGCUAUAACCCCACAGAAUUGGAUCCUGAGCUAAUGACUCCUUACGCUUACGAAAGACCUCAGUACCUAUCAGAGUAUUCUGUAUCUGAUGCUGUUGCAACCUACUAUUUGUACUACAAGUAUGUGCAUCCUUUUAUCUUCUCCUUGUGUACAAUUAUUCCUUUGAAUCCAGAUGAAGUUUUAAGAAAAGGUACUGGUACCUUAUGUGAAAUGUUAUUGAUGGUUCAAGCUUAUCAUCAUGGUAUCGUUUUACCUAAUAAGUAUUCUGAUCCUGUUGAAAGAUUUUAUAAUGGUCACUUGUUGGAAUCAGAAACUUAUGUGGGUGGACACGUCGAAUCUUUGGAAGCUGGUGUCUUUCGAAGCGAUAUUCCAACCCAAUUCAAAAUGGAUACUACAGCAAUUGACGAGUUAAUCAAUGAUCUUCCCAAAGCGUUAAGAUUCUUUGUUGAAGUUGAAAGUAAGAAGAAGAUGGACGAUAUCGAAAAUUUCGACGAAGUAUUGGAGUCUAUUAAAGCAGAGUUGAUGGAACUUAAGAACAACCCAGUGAGACACGAAGUGCCUCUAAUAUACCAUGUGGAUGUUGCUUCUAUGUAUCCCAAUAUCAUGACGUCUAAUAGAUUGCAACCUGACUCAAUGAAAUCUGAGGAAGACUGUGCCUCUUGUGACUUCAAUAGACCAGGUAAGUCAUGUGAUAGAAGAUUACAAUGGUCAUGGAGAGGAGAAUACUUGCCUGCUGAGAUGAAUGAAUAUGGCAUGAUUAAAAGAUCCCUUCAAAAUGAAACGUUCCCAGCCGCCAAGCCUUGGUUACCACCAAGAAGCUUUGAAGAAUUGUCUUACUCAGAACAAGCAACGAGAAUCAAGAAGAGAUUAUCAGACUACUCCAGAAAAGUUUAUCACAAGGUCAAGCAGACUGAGACUAUCACCAGAGAAUCCAUUGUUUGUCAAAGAGAGAAUCCAUUUUACGUUAAUACCGUGAGAGACUUUAGAGAUCGUCGUUAUGAAUUUAAAGGCUUAGCUAAAGUUUGGAAAGGAAAAGCUUCCAAGAUAGAUAAGUCUGAUACGAUUGGUAAAGAUGAGGCUAAGAAAAUGGUGGUUCUCUAUGAUUCUCUUCAGUUAGCCCAUAAGGUUAUUUUGAACUCCUUCUAUGGGUAUGUGAUGAGAAAAGGAUCUCGUUGGUACUCAAUGGAAAUGGCAGGUAUCACUUGCCUCACUGGUUCCACGAUUAUUCAAAUGGCAAGAGGGUUGGUGGAACGAUUGGGAAGACCAUUGGAAUUGGACACUGAUGGUAUUUGGUGUAUUCUUCCAAAGUCCUUUCCAGAGAACUUUCCAUUGAAUUGUAAAGAUGGUAAGAAACUUGUCGUGGAGUAUCCAUGUACUAUGUUGAAUUAUAUUGUUCAUGAGAAGUUCACUAAUCACCAAUAUCAAGAUUUGGUGGAUCCUGAUACCUUUAAAUACGAAACCCAUUCAGAGAAUUCCAUUUUCUUCGAAGUUGAUGGUCCUUACAAAGCGAUGAUCUUGCCAACGUCUAAGGAAGAAGGUAAGGGUUUAAAGAAAAGGUAUGCUGUCUUCAAUGAUGAUGGUUCUUUGGCCGAAUUGAAAGGUUUCGAGUUGAAGAGAAGAGGUGAGUUACAAUUGAUUAAGAAUUUCCAAUCUGAUAUCUUUAAGUUGUUUUUGGAAGGUGAUACAUUAGAUUCCUGUUAUGCAGCCGUCGCUAGUGUAGCUAAUAACUGGUUGGAUGUAUUGGAUACCAAAGGUGGUAUGUUGGAAGAUGAAGACUUGAUCGAACUUAUUUGUGAAAAUAGAAGUAUGUCUAAGAGUCUUGCGGAAUAUGGAGAUCAAAAAUCCACCUCUAUUACCACUGCCAAAAGAUUGGGUGAAUUUUUGGGUGAAGAAAUGGUAAAGGAUGCUGGUCUUGCUACCAAGUACAUUAUCAGUGCCAAACCAAUUGGGAGUCCAGUGACCGAAAGAGCAGUCCCAGUUUCAAUUUUCUCUUCUGAUAAGAAGGAAUACUUUUUGAAGAAAUGGUUGAAAGAUCCCUCUUUGACCAAUUUUGACCCCAGAAGUGUUAUUGAUUGGGAUUACUAUUAUGAACGGUUAGCAUCUGUGGUCCAAAAGAUUAUUACUAUCCCUGCUGCUUUACAGGACGUGAAGAAUCCCGUUCCUAGAGUUCCUCAUCCUGAAUGGUUACAAAGACGAAUCAGCACUAAAGAAGACAAAAAGCAACAGCUGUCACUUACCGCCUUCUUUCAAAAGCCUUCUGAUACUGCCAAAGCUAGAAAAAUCAAAGAUAUGGAAGAUUUUGGUAAUAUUGCAUCCGAAGUUGGAAAGGCCAAGGUAGGUAAGGUUACUUCUAGGAAGAGAAAGUUGACACGAAACAAAAAAUUGGUAGAUACAGAAGAAGACGAAGAAAGAGACAAUGCUAUAUUAAAUGGUCCGUGUCCAGACAUGUUGGUGGACUAUGAAGCGUUCUUAAUUUACCAGAAGGCCAAAUGGAAAGUCCAAGAAAAGAGCAGAGAAAGAAGAAAGAAAUUAUUUGGUCAAUCUUCUGAAUCUUCACAGCGGUCUUCAGUUGGUGGUUUAAUCCGCCGUCAAGCUGAAAAUGUUGCUGGUUCUGAUUGGCAAAUCUUAGAAUAUAAAGAAGAUCCUAAUAAGCCAGGUGACUUGAAAGUGUUCAUAAUUGCUAGUGGCAAAGUUCACCUGUUCAACUUCCAUAUUCCAAAGAGAUUAUAUGCAUCUUUCAAGACUGAAUUAGAUCUUUCAAAGGUAAUUGUGCAAGGUGAUGUCGAGAAAUCGAAUGCCAUUUUACCAAAUGGUCAUGACGGAACCAACUUGUACAAGUUCACAAUGCCCCAAUCUGUUUACCAACAAGAAAUUUCAAAUGUUGACAGUAUUUUGAACAGUUCUAAAUUGUUGGGACUAUAUGAAUCGAAGAUGAAACCAAUUGAACGUGCAAUUAUCGACUUGGGGAACAGUGUCAAAUUUGAUGACACAAGGGUUGGUACUUUAGGUAAAGGGUUGAAGAAUGGUUUCAAUGUUAAGGAUAUGAUGCAGGUCAACAAUGCCAAUUAUCUCAAGAGAUUCGGCAUGGAUAUUUUGUAUAUCCUUCAUCUUACCACCAAUAGUUAUGAAUUCUUCACUAUCUUCAAAUCAUGGGAGAAUGAAGCUACUAUGUUUGUAUUGAAACCUUCAGCAGGUGCCCAAGAGCUUACAGGUAACAUGGACAAAAUAUAUCGUGACUUGUUCCUUGCUAAGGAGGAUAAACUUGGUAAGAUGUACAAUAUUAUUGAAUAUCCUAACGAAAUGAAAUUCAAUGUCACGUACUUCAACGAUAACUCCAAGUUGUUCAAGAAAUUGGAUAAGACCAUUGCAAAGAUCAAUGAAAGCAAGAGUAACAAAGCUCUUUUGACUAUUCAAUCUCCUUAUACUGACAGGUUGUUGAGUAUUUUGGGUUCAACUGCCAACUUUCCUACUGUGAAGAUGAACGUCAAUUCCCUUUCAUUGCCGGCUGUCGGAUGGCAUUCACUUGUCACUAAGAGAGUAGUUAACCACUUCUUCGUCUUGGCUUCAUGGAUGAAGAAUUUGAUCUCAUUAUCCAAGUAUGGUAAUAUUCCCAUCUGUAAUCUCCAAGCAGAGAACAUAAGCUAUUUGAUUGAUAUUGAAUAUGCCAGACGAUUGUCGAACAGUAACAUGGUUCUUUGGUGGUCUGAUACUCCUUUAGCCGACCAUGGUGGAUUUGAGAUGGAUAAAGCUCCGGAUUAUGAAAACCUUGAUUUCCCUGUCAUCAAUAAUCCAGAGAUCUAUGAAACAGCCUGUUUGGAAAUUGAUAUAGGAACCUUGUCAAUCAACACUAUAUUGACAAGCUCCAUUAUCAAUGAAGCUGAAGGAGCGGACUUGGUGGACGAAGGUACUGUGUUUGACAACAAUAACGGAGCUUCAACAUUAAUGGAAGACUCUUUUGGUAAUGCCCAAUUAAAUGUCUUGAGAAGUAUGGUUAAGAAUUGGUGGGAUGAUGCUUUGAAUAACGAUAUAAAUGCAGAUUCAAUGAUGAAUCAUUUGGUGUCUUGGAUUCAAAGAAAUAGUUCUUACCUUUAUGACUUUGCCUUACAUUAUCAUAUCCAUAACUUGACAACGAAAGCUCUCUACCAAUUAAUCGGAGAAUUCAAGAGAAUGAAUGCCAAUGUUGUUUUUGCAAACCGAAACAAAAUAUUCAUCCAAACCAGUAAGGUGUCAGUCGAAAACUCGUACGCAUAUGGACAUUACAUUGUCAAGGCUGCCAGGGCUAAGCCUUUAUUUAGUUUCCUUGAAAUGGAAAUCGUCAAGUACUGGGAUAUUUUGCUCUGGAUGGACGAGUACAAUUUUGGUGGUCGCUACUGCACCCAGAUAACAAAUGACGAGAUUCAAGAUUUACGUCCAGUCAACAACUGGCAGUUACAACAAUUUUUGCCGGUGAUCUUCCAAAAUGAGUUUGAAGAUUGGUUGAUUAUCUUUUUGGAUGCUCUCACAAAGUUCAAAUCUGAUACGUUGAAGGGCCCAACUCAAGCGAAUACUCCUAGAGUCACUCAAAUUGCUCAUAUAUUAAAAGGACAAAGAAAACUUGAUUCUCAAGAUGAUAAUGAAGAGGCUGAUGAUGAUUUCCAUGACGGUGUAACAGAGAUGUUCAGAAAGCAAUUGUUCAAGAGAGUAAAACUGUUGUUCAAGAAGCAAACAGACUCGAUUAUCAACCCAGAGUUGCAAAAAGAAUACGAGUUCCCCAAACUCCCAGGAUCUCAUUUACACCUAAGAAACCCUUGUUUGCAACUCGUCAAGUUUUUCUGUGCCAUCAUGGGAUUAUCAACCAAGAGAUCUAUUGAAGUCAGAGUUUUGAGGCAGGAGCUUUUAUCGAUUUUCGAAAUCAGAGAGUUCAGUAAUGAAGCUGCCUUUCACAACCCAAGUUCAUCGUUGGUUAUUCCUCAAGUGAUUUGUGAUCACUGUAGUUAUACCAGAGAUAUCGAUGUUUGCAGAGAUCCUGAGAAGGCUAUCUGGAGUUGUACUAUGUGCAACAAAUCAUACAACCGGGUAGCCAUUGAGGAAGAGCUUGUAACUCAAUUCAGUCGCUACUUCACAAAGUUCUUAAGACAGGACAUGAAAUGUUCCAAGUGUAACCAAAUCAAGAGUAAUAACUUGAGUGAAUACUGUCAAUGUUCUGGUAAAUGGGAAGAGACAGUAAGUUACUUGGAGUUAGAAAAGAGGAUCCACGUCUUCCAGAACGUGGCUGCCACAUAUAAUCUUCAACUCCUUAGAGGAGUGGUUGAAGAGCUUACAUUAGCAUAA
Messenger RNA from Yamadazyma tenuis ATCC 10573, 6681 nucleotides. It is a transcript of the gene POL2, whose product is annotated as DNA polymerase epsilon catalytic subunit. The record is from RefSeq and is a predicted model, not a curated record. Gene Ontology annotation, biological process: leading strand elongation; mitotic cell cycle; base-excision repair, gap-filling. Gene Ontology annotation, cellular component: epsilon DNA polymerase complex; nucleus. Lineage: Eukaryota; Fungi; Ascomycota; Pichiomycetes; Serinales; Debaryomycetaceae. Gene Ontology annotation, molecular function: DNA binding; zinc ion binding; DNA-directed DNA polymerase activity.